This is a messenger RNA of Pantherophis guttatus, 4820 nucleotides long. It is a transcript of the gene GLS2, whose product is annotated as glutaminase 2. Gene Ontology annotation, molecular function: protein binding; glutaminase activity. Lineage: Eukaryota; Metazoa; Chordata; Lepidosauria; Squamata; Colubridae. Gene Ontology annotation, biological process: L-glutamine catabolic process. The record is from RefSeq and is a predicted model, not a curated record.
GCCUGAUGUUUUUCUUUUAAAGGGGCAGGAGCCGCGGGGGGCGGCAGCCUUGUCCUUUGGCGCUUCCUCCCCGUACCUUCAAGGUGCGUUCCCGAUCUGGAGAGCCGGAGGCAUCGGCUGCAGUCAUGGGCGCUCUCAGGAUCGUGACAGGAGCGCUGCAGCCUCGGGAGAUCCGGCGCCACUGGAGAAGAGGGUCGUCGGGACACGGUUUGGAGCAGCUGGUCCUUCCCGUGGCUUUGGGCAGAGCCCCCUACUCCACCGGAGGGAGAGAGGCGGUGAUGAAUGGCCGUCAUCAGCAGCCGCAGCCGCCUAAACAGCGCCUCACUGAUCAGGACCUCUCCGUGAAUGGGAUGCUGCCACGUCUCAGUGAUCUGCUCUUCUACACAAUAGCCGAAGGACAGGAAAGCAUCUCUGUUCAUAAAUUUACCACUGCCUUACAGUGCACUGGUCUUUGGACCUCAGAUCCACGUCUUCGCGACUGCAUGAAUCUGAUGCGGACUGCAACUCAAGGAGCUAGCAGUGAAGGAAUGCUGAGUCGAGAACUUUUUCGGAGGUGUGUGAGUAGCAAUAUAGUUCUCUUGACCCAGGCUUUUCGGAAGAAAUUUGUCAUCCCUGACUUUGAGGAGUUUACAUCACACGUGGAGCAGAUCUUUGAGCGUACCAAAGGACUUAAGGAGGGCAAGGUAGCAAAUUACAUUCCACAAAUGGCGAGAUAUAAUCCAGACAUCUGGGGUGUAUCUCUCUGCACAGUGGACGGACAACGGCAUUCCAUGGGCCACACUAAGAUUCCCUUCUGCCUGCAGUCAUGUGUCAAGCCCUUAAAAUAUGCUGUUGCUGUCAGUGAAUUGGGCACAGAGAGAGUCCAUCAAUAUGUGGGCAAAGAGCCCAGUGGGCUGCGUUAUGACAAACUCUCUCUCAACGAAGAAGGGAUUCCACACAACCCUAUGGUGAAUGCAGGAGCCAUUGUGGUGAGCUCUCUUAUCAAGAUGGGCUGCAAUAAAGCAGAGAAGUUUGACUACGUGGUGGAUUAUUUGAAGAAGAUGGCUGGAAACGAAUAUGUGGGAUUCAGCAAUACCACGUUUCAGUCAGAAAAAGAAACAGGAGAUCGGAAUUAUGCCAUUGGCUACUAUCUCAAAGACAAAAAGUGCUUUCCACGUGGUGCAGACAUGAUGGCAGCUCUUGACUUAUAUUUCCAGUUGUGUUCUGUUGAAGUGACUUGUGAGUCUGGAAGUGUCAUGGCAGCCACACUUGCCAAUGGUGGCAUCUGCCCUAUCACAGGCGAGUGUGUCCUCAGUGAUGAAGCCAUCCGCAACACCCUUAGCCUCAUGCAUUCUUGUGGCAUGUACGACUUCUCGGGGCAGUUUGCCUUCCAUGUUGGUCUUCCUGCCAAAUCUGCAGUCUCUGGAGCUAUCCUGCUGGUGGUGCCCAAUGUUAUGGGAGUGAUGUGUCUAUCGCCCCCUCUGGAUAAAGCUGGCAACAGCACGAAAGGAAUUGGGUUUUGUCAGGAAUUGGUGUCCCUCUUUAAUUUUCACAACUAUGACAAUUUGCUGCAUUGUACCCGCAAGUUGGACCCACGCCGUGAAGGAGAUGAAGUUAGGAACAAGACUGUUGUGAAUCUGCUGUUUGCUGCUCACAGUGGAGAUAUCUCUGCCCUUCGGAGGUUUGCCCUGUCAGCUAUGGACAUGGAACAGAAAGACUAUGACUCUCGUACAGCCUUGCAUGUUGCUGCAGCUGAAGGACAUUUGGAGGUUGUGAAGUUUCUGAUGGAGGCCUGCAGAGUCAAUCCUUUUGUCAAGGACAGAUGGGGAAACAUUGCCUUAGAUGAUGCCAUCCAGUUUCAUCACCUGGAAGUGGUGAAGUUGCUCAAGGAUUAUCAAGAAAGCUACAUAUUGGGUUCCAGACAGGCCAAGGAAGCAGCUGAGGAUCUCUCCAAGGAGAAUUUGGAAAGUAUGGUGUGAGAAUGGUAGUUUUUUAUAAUUGCUUUGUUAAGCCCUGCUAAGAACUUGAACAAGAAGAGACAUAUAUAGAGAGAAACUACAUUCUCCUCAUUCCAAGUACUCCAUCCGGUUGAGCAAUGCGGAGUUGUAUUUUUCCAUAACUGUCUUGUACAGGAGACUCUCUCUGGUGAACCUUGUAUGAAAGUUCAGUACUCCCCUUUGACAGUACAAGUAAAAUUGAUAAAAAUCCCCAGGAACUGAGUUAGUAACUUUUUGUGAGAAACAAAUUUUAGCUGCAGAAAAAAAGGAGAAAAAGAAUGCUCAACUGACAUUUUGGGUUGCCUGAUAAAAUCCAAAGUAGUUAUCACUAUAAAUAUUGAACACAUUUAAGGAAAAAGGGUUCAAUUCCUAUCUCCUUCAAUUUUGUAACUUAAUGAAGCCUCCACAAUGAAUGUUUUCAUUUCCUUCACUAUUAAUCUAUUCUCUCUCUUGUCCAACCAUUCCCCCAAUAGCUAUUUAAGCAAGAAGGGAAAACAUACUUGUAAUGUUUUUAAGGAAUUGACUUUUGUCUGUCCCAGGCGUGGGUUCUACUUACCUUUACUACCGGUUUGCAAUGGGGGGGCGCGCAUGCGCAGAAGCAUUUUGAUGACAUCAGGGUCAGUGGGCGGAGCUUCCCGCCGGUUUUACUACCGGUUCUAUAGAACCGGUGUGAACCAGGGGUAACCCAGCACUGGUCUGUCCCCACCUUCAAAACUAGUCAACCAUUUCUGCUAUUACAGCUUACAUUCCCUUUCCUACACCCACACCAUCUGGAAAGGCUGCAGAGCUACCUCAUAAUACAGUUGUGCCACUGGAGGGUGUAGAGAUAUAACUGUUGCUUUUUAGGGAAUUGAUUUUUAAAGCCCAGUAACUGAUGACCAAAUUAGAAAUUUAGUGCAUCUAUUCUGCUUCUCGUUUCCAUUAAAAAAAAAAAAAGCAUGAUGCCAAAUGUUGAUUGUGUGAUUUGAUAGAAUGGUGGGGGCUACAAAAAGGGGAUGCAGUCUAUGCAUUUCCCAGGUCUGCCUUGCUUGCUAGAAGCCAUACAAUAUAUUCUUCACUUGGGAGCAAAACUUUUCAGUAUAACACUGCACAACUUCUUUUAAUUUAGUACCCUCAUUGUGGCAUUUAAGAAAUGAAUUACAGCGAUGUAAGGCACAUGCAGCAGAAAGAUACAGGUAUUUCUUGGGUUACAACAGUUCAUUUACCUGACGUUCAAAGUUAUAAGGCACCGAGAAAAGUAAUUUGUGACCAUUGCAGCAUCCCCAUGGUCACGUGAUCCAAAUUGAAAUGGUUGGCAACUGAUUCAUAUUUAUGAUGGUUGGAGUGUCCCAGGGUCAUGCAGUCACCUUUUGCGACUUUCUGAUAAGCAAAGUCAAUGGGGAAGCCAGAUUCAUGCAACCGUGUUACUAACUUAACAACUGCAGUGAUUCACUUAAACAGUGUGGCAAGAAAGGUCAUAAAAUGGGGCAAAACUCACUUAACAACUAUCUUGCUUAGCCAACAUAAAUUUUGGGUUCCAUUGUGGUUGCAAGUCGAGGACUACCUGUACACAUUUAUCUCAAGCAAUUGGGAUAAAUUUAACAUUGGCAUGUUAAAGAGAUAUUAAAUUGGUAAUGAUGUUAACACUUUUAAAUCAAGAAGGCAUGGUUAAUAAGCCUUUGUCUUAGCUUCUAAGGAAAGUCCAAGGGUUUAUGGACGAAAUUAACUUGCAGAGGGCCUAAGUAACAACCAGUAGGGAGUUUUCAAGUCUCCAAUCUCUUCAACAUUUGAAUACUGAAAGUGUUUCAUGCACAAACAUCUCUCAGACUAACAACAAAAUAGUCCAGUUGCAAUGAUUCAGACAACCUUCAGACAACUCUACUGGAUAAUUGAAUUUUUUUAUCAACAUGUUACAGGCACAGUUACAACAUGACUGCUAUGAUACUUGCAACCACUCACAAACCUCCAUUUUGAGAAAGCCAAACUCAAGAAGCUAAAAAUAAUUUACACAAGCACCAGAAUGGAAAGCAAAAAUGGGGAAAUAGCUUAUCUACACUGUUGCUCUCUCAUAUUUUGGGUUACUACUUCAAACACUUGUUCACACUCCAAUCAGUCAUUUCUCUCCUCCUCUCCAAAAACUUAAUCACAAGUAUGGGGAAAGAUACUUCCAGGUUCAGUCAUUACCCCUAUAUAUAGAAAACUACUGCCCGAUCCUAAGCACAUUCAUUACCACACAGGAAAUAAGUCCUGCUUGAGGGCUAAUAUGUGCAAUCUUGCAAUGUCCUUCUAACGUGGCAUAAGACAUUCCAUCAGCUGCUUGAAAUGGCACCAUCAUUUUUCCUGCACCUCUCUUUUCAGCAGCUGCUUUACUGCUCCAAUAAAAGUGUUCAGCUAUUUUGGAAUAGAAUGGCAAAAUACCUGUCAUAAAUCAAUCACUAUGGAACAGGAAAAACUGAAACCUUGAAGCAGUACAGUGCUAUGUUUCAAUGUUGCUGCCAACAAGAUGGUAGGCUACUUUAUGCAUCUAGAUAUUUUAACUACUGUGUGCAUUUCCUAACAGUGGAUAUUUGCAAUCAGAAGUCCAGAUAAAAUAACAUUUUGUUUUAGAUGCUUUUAUUUUUACACAGUAUACAGAACUGCUCUUGCUACAUCCAACACCAAGAAAAAGAAAACACUGCUUAAAUAUUUGUUGAUUUCAGCUAAUUUUAAUUAUGGUGAUUCUAAUAAACUGAAGCAAAUUCUUUAUCAUUCCUUUUUGAUGAAUAUAUGUAACUGCAGAUGUAUAUUGGGUCGAUUCUUGUUCUUUCAACCAAUCUAACACAGGAUAAUCUGGGGCUGGUAUUAAUAAAGUAAUUCCUACAUUAA